Messenger RNA from Pygocentrus nattereri (red-bellied piranha), 7458 nucleotides. RefSeq names its product phospholipid-transporting ATPase ABCA1 (gene abca7). The record is from RefSeq and is a predicted model, not a curated record. Gene Ontology annotation, biological process: transmembrane transport; lipid transport. Bases 119 to 7192 code for a protein of 2357 amino acids. The transcript has 50 exons. Lineage: Eukaryota; Metazoa; Chordata; Actinopteri; Characiformes; Serrasalmidae. Gene Ontology annotation, molecular function: lipid carrier activity; ATP binding; ATP hydrolysis activity. Gene Ontology annotation, cellular component: intracellular membrane-bounded organelle; membrane.
CCCCUCUGGAGUGAGUUAGCGAUGCAGCAGUGCUGGAUUAUAGCACACUCUCCUGUCCGAAAGGGUGCUAUUCUGACAGACAAGAAAGCCAUGGCAUUCUAGAUUUGUGUGUUCCACGAUGGCCAUAGGAACCCAGCUGUACCUCCUGUUGUGGAAGAACUUCAGCUACCGCAGGAGGAACAAGGUCCAGCUGAUCAUUGAGCUGCUUUGGCCACUCUUCCUGUUCCUCAUUCUCAUCUCCGUACGCAACUCCAACCCUCCUUACAAACAGAGCCAAUGUCACUUCCCCAACAAGCCCCUCCCCUCUGCUGGCACCUUGGCAUGGGUGCAGGGCAUCAUCUGCAACAUUAACAAUCCAUGCUUUCACUAUCCAACUCCAGGAGAGACACCAGGCCAAGUUGGGAACUUUGAUAACUCCAUACUUUCUCGACUCUUGGUGGAUGCUAGAAAUGUCCUCACCAGUGCUGGUAAUCAGGCCGCCCUCUCAUCCUUGGAUGAUCUCUCACUUGCCGUUCAGAGACUGGGAGAGAGCCAGGAUGCUUGGCCAAAUUUCCCAGUGGGAGAAUACCUCAGAGCCAACGAGACAUUUUCCUCCUUCUUGCGGACCAGCUGCAAUGUUCCUUCUAAAUCUGUGGACCAGUUACUGAAGGCACGACUCAACCUCCAGGUGGUUGCUCUGAUAGGUUCUGGUUUACGUCUGUCUGAGCUGGUCUGUAAUGCCACUCUCUUGGGCCAUUACCUCACUGUGGAAGGAAACAUCUCUUUCUCCCAGUUGCAGCAGGAUUUGUGUGCUGUUCCCUCAGAUUUGCUGCAGCAAGCUGAACAGAUAUUCCUCUCACAGAUGGACUUCCGCAAGAUUUUUACAAGGGAGCAGCUUCGCUCCAGUGCUCUCAACCUGCGGUCGCUAAGCCAGGCUGCCUCUUCUGUAGCUCGGGAACUGGCUUCCAUCAUGGACAGUAUUUCCUCUCUGUCCAGCUUCUCUCAGCUGAACACAGAACUCGGGCUACUGUCUCAGGAAAAUCACUCAGCACUGCCACAAGAGAGCUUCAAAGCCUUCUCCAGGAUAAUGUGUGGUCACCCUGAAGAGGAUGGGGAGAGCAUUCCUUCCUUUAACUGGUAUGAAGACCAAGACAUCAAGUUUUUCCUGGGCAGAAACCGGUCUGAGGAAACCAACUUGGACAACGACAACACUACCAGUCCAUUCUGUAAAAGUGUGAUUCAAAACCUUGAAUCGAAUCCUGUCUAUCGCAUAGUGUGGAGAGGCAUUAAGCCACUUUUCAUCGGAAAACUUCUCUACACACCAGAUACUCCCACUACACGGCAUAUUAUGAAAGAGGUGAACAGGACAUUCCAGGCACUGAACAUUCUGGAGGAUGUAUACAGUGCAUGGGAGGAGACAGGACCCAGGAUCAAGAACUUCAUGGAGAGGAGCUCGGAGAUCCGACUGCUGAAGGAUUUGCUGAGACGGCCUGAGGUGGCUGUGGUGGUAAACCUGCAGCUGGAAAACACAUCGUGGACAGCAUCUCGCAUUGUCCACUUUCUCUCCACACCUGAUCCAGACACUCCCAGGAGAGAAGAAGCGCCUCUCACCUGGGUGGACUUGUAUCAGAAUUUCAAUAGUACCCUUAGCACCUUGUCACAGCUUUCAAAGUGUUUCUCCAUGAAUAAGCUGGAAGGAGCAGCUACAGAAGGGGAGCUGGUUGAGCGGGCCCUGGCACUGCUGGAAGAUCGGCAAUUUUGGGCCGGAAUAGUCUUCCUCCUCCCAGACCCCUCCUCCCCAACCCUCCCUCCUCAUGUCAAGUACAAGAUCCGCAUGGACAUAGAUGACAUUACACGCACCAAUAAAAUCAAAGACAAAUUCUGGGACCCUGGUCCUGCCGCAGAGCCUUUCAGUGACAUGCGAUACAUAAGGGGAGGCUUUGUGUAUGUGCAGGAUUUAGUGGAGCGAGCAAUAACAAGUGUGCUCAGUGGCAAACAACCAACUACUGGGAUAUAUGUGCAGCAAAUGCCCUACCCAUGCUUUGUGGAUGAUGUCUUCUUGCGUGUGCUGAAUCGUUCACUCCCUCUCUUCCUGACACUGGCAUGGACCUACUCAGUGGCCAUGAUCAUCAAGUGUGUGGUGUAUGAGAAGGAGGCACGGCUAAAGGAGACAAUGAGGAUUAUGGGACUGGGCUCAAAAACGCUGUGGCUCAGCUGGUUCAUCAGCAGUUAUCUGCAGUUCCUCAUCAGCUCUGUCCUCCUUGUUACUGCGCUGAAGAUUGGAGACAUCUUGCCCUAUAGUGACCCUGUGGUGGUCCUCUUCUUCUUCACUGCCUUUGCCACAGCUACUAUCAUGCUGUGCUUCCUCAUCAGCACAUUCUUCUCCCGUGCUAACCUGGCAGCAGCCUGUGGAGACCUUGCAUACUUCUCUCUUUACCUACCCUAUGUGCUGUGCGUGUCCUGGAGGGAAUACCUCACCAGCACACACAGAAUCCUAGCAAGCUUCUUCUCUCCAGUAGCCUUUGGCUUUGGCUGUGAGUACUUAUCACUGUAUGAGGAGCAGGGAUUGGGCAUUCAGUGGUCCAACAUGCUGUCCAGUCCUACAGAAGGAGACAAAUACAACUUGAUUACCUCAAUUAUAAUGCUGUAUGUGGAUGCCUUCAUCUAUGGUGUGGCCACCUGGUACAUUGAAGCUGUGUUUCCAGGGCAGUAUGGAAUACCCAGACCAUGGUACUUUGCCUUCCAGAUGAAUUACUGGGCAGGAGCACCACUGGAGGCUGGCUUGCCCAUUCCUCCUGCGCCCCAAGAUGAGUCAGACAAUGGAAUUGAGGCUGAGCCUGAUCUUGUUCUUGGAGUAGCCAUACAUGACUUGGUCAAAAUUUAUAAAAAGGGAGCCAAACUUGCUGUCAAUCACCUGAGCCUGAAGUUUUAUGAGGGCCAGAUCACUUCAUUCCUGGGUCAUAAUGGAGCUGGCAAGACAACCACACUAUCCAUUCUGACCGGACUGUUUCCCCCAACUUCCGGUUCAGUGUUCAUUAAAGGCAUGGACAUCCACACAGACAUGAGCGAAAUCCGCAGAAUGCUGGGAGUGUGUCCCCAACACAACGUCCUCUUCGAUGUGCUAACUGUGGAGGAGCAUGUGUGGUUCUAUGGCCGUCUGAAAGGAAUGAGCAGUACUGAAGUAAAGGAGGAGAUGGACUCCCUGCUGGAGGAUGUGGGACUUACACACAAACGCCAUGAGCGGACCAAGAAUCUCUCAGGAGGCAUGAAGAGAAAGCUCUCUGUGGCUAUAGCCUUCAUAGGAGGGUCCAAGGUUGUGAUCCUAGAUGAACCUACUGCUGGCGUUGACCCCUACUCACGGCGUGGGAUCUGGGACCUGCUGCUCAAAUACCGCAAAGAUCGUACCAUCAUUCUGUCUACACACUAUAUGGAUGAAGCUGAUCUCCUAGGCGAUCGCAUUGCAAUCAUCUCACAGGGCAAGCUAUGCUGCUGUGGCUCUUCACUCUUCCUAAAAGCACAUCUGGGCACAGGCUACUACCUCACUGCUGUGAAGAAGGAGUUUCAGAGCCAGACAGCAAGCAGCACCAGCAGCGAAAAGCUCUCAGCAACCACACUUGUGAAGGACAGCGAUUCUUCAAGAAGUGAUGACACUGGACUUGGAAGUGAGGUCAAUGGAUUAGGUCUUCCUCCAGAUGUAAAUGGUCUCAUAGCUCUAGCUCAGCAGCACAUCCCUGCGGCUCAGCUGGUAGAGGACGUUGGCAGAGAGGUGGUGAUUAACCUUCCACACGCUGCCUCAGAAGAUGGCACUUUGGCCCUCUUCCUGGCAGAGCUAGACAAACGACAGGCUGAGUUUGGCAUCGUCAGCUAUGGCCUGUCCGACACCACACUAGAGGAGAUCUUUCUGAAAGUGGCAGAGGAUACUGGUGUAGAUGCUGAGCCGAAUGAGGCAGUGACCCAGCCUACAGUACCUCCAAGCCAGCGAGAGGAGCCACCGGAGGACAGAGACGCAGGAUGGAAACGUCAAAACAGGACAGAGGCCCAGGAGACAGACCCGCUGAGCGGCGACGGCCAGGGCAGUGUGCCCCUCACAGGCUGGGGCUUGACCUGGCAGCAGCUCAGAGCGCUCUUCACUAAGAGGCUACUGUAUGCCCGACGAAGCCGCAGAGGCUUCAUAGCUCAGAUUGUCCUGCCUGCAGUCUUUGUUCUGAUCUCUCUGCUGUUUACCCUGAUUGUCCCACCUAUGGGAAAAUAUCCCCCUCUAGAGCUGCAGCCGUGGAUGUAUGGUGAACAGUUCACCUUCUACAGCAAUGAUGCCCCACAGGACACUACCAUCCAGAAUCUUCUGAAUGCUCUUCUGGACCCUCCUGGGUUUGGGACCAAAUGCAUGGAUUCAGACAUGGAGUCCCAGUGUGAAGUAGAUAAGGCCGGGACUGUGUUCCUACGUCCCCAGAUCCUCUUCUCCAUGUGGGAGUUGUUUAACAAGCCAAACUGGACAGAGGAGCAUCCAUCUCCAGAGUGUGAGUGCAGCACUGAUGAGGCCCGCAGAAUGCUGCCUGAGUGCCCAGUGGGAGCAGGAGGACUACCCCCUCCACAGAUAAAGAGAUCUACAGGUGACAUACUGCAGAAUUUGACUGGACGCAAUAUAUCUGACUACCUCGUCAAGACUUAUCCUCAGAUUAUGAAAAAAAGCUUGAAGACUAAAAAGUGGGUGAACGAGUUCAGGUAUGGAGGUUUCUCUCUGGGUGGUAAAGGUUCUCAGACUUUGAUUGAGAGUCACCAACUGGAGGAGUCUAUAAUGGCUAUCAGAACCCAGUAUAGGAUAGCAGAGAAUAGCUCACUGAAUCAGCUUCUGGACAGAUUACCCAGCUUUCUCACUGGUUUCAGUAGUCAACAUAAUGUUAAGGUGUGGUUUAAUAACAAAGGUUGGCAUGCAAUGGUGUCAUUUGUCAACAUUAUGAACAACGGACUGCUUCGGGCCAGCCUCUCUCCUGGACCAGCCAGAAUGACGCAUGGCAUAACAGCCUACAACCACCCACUGAACCUCACCAAGGAACAGCUUACCGAAAUGACCUUGAAGACCACAUCAGUGGAUGUCCUGUUGUCCAUAUGUGUAAUUUUUGCCAUGUCUCUUGUGCCCGCGAGUUUUGUGCUCUUUCUUAUUGAGGAGAGGGUCAGCAAAGCUAAACAUCUCCAGUUUGUUAGUGGAGUCAAGCCCAUCCUGUACUGGACUGCAAACUUUGUCUGGGACAUGCUGAACUACACUGUGCCAGCUACCCUGGUUUUGUUCAUCUUCAUAGGCUUUCAGCAGGAGGCCUAUGUGUCAGAAAAAAACCUUCCUGCACUAGUGCUGUUGCUCCUGCUAUAUGGAUGGUCCAUCACUCCUCUCAUGUACCCUGCCUCGUUCGUGUUCUCUGUGCCCAGCACGGCCUAUGUGACCCUCACCUCCAUCAACAUCUUCAUCGGAGUCAAUGGCAGCAUAGCCACCUUCGUCUUGGAGCUCUUUCCUGAUGAGCAUUUAAAGGAGGUUAGCAAGAUCCUAAAGAAGAUCUUUCUGAUCUUUCCUCACUUCUGUCUGGGUCGGGGUCUUAUUGAUAUGGCUAAAAACCAGGCGAUGGCGGAUGCUUUCCAGAGGCUUGGAGCCAAGCAGACAGUGGAGCCACUGGCCUGGGAUUUUGUGGGGAAGAACUUAUUUGCUAUGGCAGUGGAGGGGAUUGUCUUCUUUAUUUUCACUGUACUCUUACAGUACAAUUUUUUUGUGCGAUUUAGGCUGCCAUGGUUUAACCCUGUACUGCCACCUUUGGGUUCUGAGGAUGAGGAUGUAGCACGGGAGAGAGACCGGGUGAAGAGCGGAAGAACUCAGGAGGAUAUUCUUACUCUCAUAGACUUGAGCAAGGUUUAUAAAGCAGGCAAAAAGCCAGCAGUGAACCAGCUUUGUCUUGGAAUUCCUAGAGGAGAGUGUUUUGGGCUUCUUGGCGUUAAUGGGGCUGGGAAGACUUCUACUUUCCUCAUGCUGACUGGAGACACCAGGGUCACUUAUGGAGAAGCUUUCCUUUGCAGUCACAGUGUGUUGACUGAGAUGGACAGGGUGCAUCAGCUUAUGGGCUACUGUCCUCAGUUUGAUGCCAUCUGUGACCUUUUGACUGGGAGAGAGCACCUGGAGUUCUACGCUCGACUGAGAGGAGUCCCUGAAGCAUAUGUGGCAAAGGUGGCUCAGUGGGGGGUGAAAAAGCUGGGACUAACCCAGUAUGCUGAUCGAGAAGCAGGAGGCUACAGUGGUGGCAAUAAACGUAAACUCUCAACUGCCAUUUCUCUUAUCGGAGCUCCACCAGUUAUUUUUCUGGAUGAGCCCACAACAGGAAUGGACCCCAAGGCUAAGCGCUUUCUUUGGAACUGCAUCCUCAGUGUCAUCAAAGAAGGCAGAGCGGUCAUUCUCACAUCUCACAGCAUGGAAGAGUGUGAGGCACUCUGCACUCGUAUGGCCAUCAUGGUCAACGGUGGUUUCCGGUGCCUUGGUUCAGUACAGCACCUCAAGAACAGGUUUGGAGAUGGCUACACUAUUAUGCUUCGCUUGUCAGCACCCAAAAAAGAACCCUGCCCAGUGGAUGCCUAUAUCAAGAACUCCUUCCCUGAAAUAGAGCUAAAAGAGAGACACCACAACGUUCUGCAGUAUCAGCUGCCAUCUCAUGCCUGCUCUCUUGCUCGUGUGUUUGAUGUUCUGUCGAACAAUUAUGAAGAGCUGGGAAUAGCAGACUAUUCCAUUUCUCAGACCACACUGGACCAGGUAUUUGUCAACUUUGCCAAGGAGCAGACGGAUGACGAUGACCAGCUAACAGGAGUAGGUGUAAAUGGUGGAUUGGUGGCAGCUCAAACCCACAGACCUCAGCCAUCCAGAAGAAGUGUCCAACCUCAAACCACCACUCAACUAGUCCGAUCUCCGGAAUCCAGCAGGUCACCCUCCCCAGCCAAGCCAGCUCAGCCAUCUUGUUCCCGAUCAUCAAGCAAAUCCACUCAGUCAAGAGCUGGAGGUUCAAAGAACAAAGAAGGCAAACACACCAGGCCAUCAGAAGCCAAGCAACUUCAGCAGAUACAAAUGCAGCCUGUGUUGGAGUCUUCAGUCAGUGGACCGAAGCCCACACAAGAAGAGAGCUCUAGAAGCAAAGACCCUGCCAAGCUUUUUCUGGUGAAGCCCAAAACACAGGACAGCAAGAUGUGAGCUGGUUAUGGGCUGUUCAAAGAAGAAAAGCAAAUUAAUGAAUAACAGAAGUGUUGGAGAAAAAUGAAAUCAUUAUUCCUCAUCUUUUCUGACAUACACCGAUCAGGCAUAACAUUACGACCUAUGUCCUUGUCUCUACGCUCCUUGUCCAUUUUAUCAGCUCCACUUACUGUUGAGGUGUACUUUUAGUUCUACAAUUACAGACUGUGGUCCAUCUGUUUCUCUACAUACUUUGUAAGCCCCCUUUUACCUCAUGGACCCUCAAA